CGUCUCUGCCACGAUCCUCUCCAGCCCCUCAUCGGCACCCUCUCCCCCUUCCCCAUCCCUCCCUCUCUGUCCUCUGUCGAUCUCCCAUCCCAUCCCGUCCCGUCCCUGAGCACAGCACCUCUCCCCCAUCCCAUCUGCAGCGUCGAGCCCCUCGUCCACAGCCAUGUUGUCCCAAUUCGUCAACUCUAUAAACAACUCCGGUCUGAUCCGGAAGGCCGACCUGCAGGGCUUGGCGAUGCGGCGAACUCCCUCUUCGCAGUAUCGCAAUCUGCGAGAGUAUUCUGACUCUAACAAUCCGUGGGACCCUGCCUCCUCAUCCAGCUCGCUUACCUCUGACUGGGACGAUCCCAACAGCGCCCCGCAGCAGCAUCCCGGCCUUCGAGAAAUGAUAGCUUCCAAGAAGGCUGGCUCGUCCGUCGGCACCGGCAGCACCACGUCGCCCAAGCUCAUCACCUCGCUGCCGCCAGACCUUGUCAUCCGCAUCUUUUCAUACCUGCAUGUCUCGGAUCUCCCAAAGGUUGCCUGCGUCUCGCGGCGCUUCAAGAUCCUUGUGUACAACGAUGCGGUCUAUGCGCCAAAGCUCAAAGCCCUUGGCUAUGUUAUCGAAGGACCCGAUACCCAGGCGGCGCUCGGCCAGACCAAGUCCGACGACUUGGUCGAUAUUCUCAACUCCCGGCUCCGCCAGUUGCCCGGCGGACAGUUCCUGCCCGGCAGCACACGAUACCUCGAGACCGGGACAAUGUGGGGCGGCAUCGCCGCUCCUUCGGGCGAUGGCUCGUCGAGCGCCGCAGCCGCAGUCUCUUCCAACGAGCCGCUGCCGACAAAUCCCCCUGAAAUUGCGAUUGAGCAGCCUGCACGGGAGGGCACCCCGGCACCGGUCAGUCCCGGCGGCGCCACGCCUUCUCAAAAGAUCACCUCGACCUUGCCCUCAAAGCCCUCGCCCAUCACUGUCGGUGCCGGUGGACUGAGGGCCAAGAGUCGCAACAGCAGCAACAUCACCAUCGGGAUGAGGCGGUCGACCUCGGGCGUCGCGUCGGGUGUCUCGUCAGUCUCCAGUAUUGUCGAUGGAUCGGCACGGGCCUCGCGCGAAUCGUUCAAGCAGAUCUACACAGAGCUCCUGCCAUACUUUAUCGACUUUCGGAAGAAGCAAAAGGACUCGAAGCUGUUCAAGGACUUUAAGGACAUCACCGACGUCGCCACCAUUCUGCGCCGCCUGCGGCUUUUCUCGCGGGCGAAAUUCCUCCCCAACUGCGACGACAUUGAUUUUUCUCUCGAGACGACAAUCGAGUGGUUCGAGUCCAUGGUCCUGGCUCAGUUCGACCGGGCUUACGAUACCAAGAGCUACGAGGAGAUGCGUCAGAACGCCAUGGCCUGCUUCAACCUCAACGGCGGCGCCUCGUGCGUGUCCCUCUUCGUGGCCAAGAACCCCAUCUUUUUCGACUCGACCUUCAACCCCUCCUUGAUCAACGAGGCGGCGCGGCUGCAGGUCAAUGGCAUCAAGGCCUCGGGCUAUGCCCUGGCCGACAACUUUGCAUCGUUCAUGGACCACCUGCUCAGCAACUCCCACGAGCAAAUCUUGGUCAUCUCCAAGGUUUUCCUGCCCCAAAUGGAUGCCGGCACGAUCUUCAUCACCAAGGUCUUUGAGGACUCGGUGUCUGAGUAUCUUAACUCGACUCUUGUUGCUGCUCGCGAUGGCGAGUCCACCGGAAUCUACCUCCACACCCUGGCGGCCACGGUUCACUGCUGCAGCCAGUAUGUCGAGUUCAUUUCCAGCAACGCGCAUGGCGUUGCGCUUCAGACCGAUAACUUGAAGCUCGCUGUGGCGGCCAUGUUCAAGCCGUAUGCCGAGACGUACAUAAAUCAGGAAAUUGACUACAUGCUCAAGGCUUUUGAGGGCGAGUUUAUGCGCUGGAAAAACAGGAAAAGCAAGGCCGGAAAGCCCACGUCUGACCCGAGUUACAUGACUGAUGUUGAACAGUCGGUCGCCCAUAAGCGCCAUGUGAUGCAGACCUUCAAGACGGUCCUGUUCGCACCCGUCGCCCUCACGAUGACGAUCGGCACAACGAUAGGUAGCACGGUACUUGGAAAGAAAUCAGCGCAGCCCCAAAGUGCCACUACGCCCGUUGCCGAAGUCACCGACGACGGGAAGGUCCGAUCGGUCACCUACCAUCUGGACGAUGGCUCCCUAUCGCGUCUGGUAUCGCUGGAACUUUCCUUGAACCUGAUUCACUUCAACAAGGAAAGCCUUGGCCGCGCAAUGGUCAUUACAGCGGCAACCGACUAUUCCAAGCUGAGGAUCAACAUCGAAAAGAUCUUUGUGAGGCUGCUCAAGGCCCUUGGAGAGAAGCACCUUAAACCUGGAUUUGUGGCGGCCACCGAUCAGCUGACGAUGGUUGUCGACGGCAAGACCCAGUCCGGCGCAACCGACUCGAUGGAAUUCUUCGAGCUGGUGCAUAUCGGCGACCUGAUCUCCCAGAUGGUGGAUGCGUACUACUGCGAGGAUAUUAAACCAUGGAUCGAUGAGGGUGAUUUCCUGUCCGAGAUCAUAAUGGAGAAGAAGGCCUUUGAGCGACUACUGGACGAUCAGGUGGCCGGUGGAAUGGACAAGUCGAUUCAGGCGCUGAUCAACCAGGCCGACCACAUCCUUAUCACCGAGCAGCUUCCGACGGACUUCAAUCCUGUCGGCGGCUUGGUCGAGCUGCGUCCAACGAAGGCGUGCGAACAUGUAGUCGAGUGUUUCAAUGCAUACGCCAAAGCCCUCAAUGGCGUGACCGAGAAACACACGGUCGAAGUAUUCUUCAGCGAGCUUGCUGUCCGCUUGUUUGCCGUCAUCAUCAAACACAUCAAGCGGCAUCAAGUCAGCCAGUCCGGCUCGAUCCAGCUGAUGUGCGACCUGAACCGCUACUACGAGUGGUCAACCUCGCUCCGGGUCUCCAGCGUGUCCAAAGUGUUUAUUGUCCUCAAGGAACUCGGCAAUCUCUUCAUGGCGGAUGGCGAGGUCGAACUGAAGACCCUCGUCUAUGACUCGUCGCGAUGGGGAAACAAUCUGCGUCUGGAAGAGAUAUACGAGCUGCUGGCGUCGCGGACAGACUACAAGAAGAUACAGAAGUACGUCGAGUCCAAGGACUGCUGCAUACAGUAGCGGCACUGUGCUCUGCCAUGUGCUCUCCCUGUCUGCUCCAGGCUCGCUCCGCCUAGAACGGCAGCCAACGCCAGCGUCUGGAGCACCCGACUUCGGACCUGCGAAUUUUUUGGAAGACUGCCUGUCCAUGGCUUCGGCUGCUUUGUGCCGAUGGUCUCAGCUGCUCGAUGUCCCAAUAGAGUGUCCGCGAAUUGAACCAAGAUUUGCCGUAUCCAUAGCCAAAUGCAGGGUGAGAUAGCCUGGGCCAUUUUGCAAUAAACGCUGAUCACUGUGGC
Messenger RNA from Polychytrium aggregatum, 3417 nucleotides. RefSeq names its product exocyst complex component Sec10-domain-containing protein. Gene Ontology annotation, cellular component: exocyst; cytoplasm. The transcript has 8 exons. Bases 164 to 3142 code for a protein of 992 amino acids. Lineage: Eukaryota; Fungi; Chytridiomycota; Chytridiomycetes; Polychytriales. Gene Ontology annotation, molecular function: protein binding. The record is from RefSeq and is a predicted model, not a curated record. Gene Ontology annotation, biological process: exocytosis; Golgi to plasma membrane transport.